Pieris napi is the source of this 3441-nucleotide messenger RNA. RefSeq names its product papilin-like. Gene Ontology annotation, molecular function: serine-type endopeptidase inhibitor activity. The transcript is spliced from 19 exons. The coding region runs from base 1018 to 3336 and encodes 772 amino acids. NCBI's taxonomy places the organism in Eukaryota, Metazoa, Arthropoda, Insecta, Lepidoptera, Pieridae. The record is from RefSeq and is a predicted model, not a curated record.
AACGAUUCGUAAUAAAAACCUUGGCGAUUUAAAAGGGAGAGUUUAUUGCGAGUUCUUCUCAUUCGUGCCCUUGAUUUGAGAAUUGGCAGUUAAUAUAAAUUUUGAAGCAUUUUUUAAUGACAUUAUGUUACCUACAUGAAUUAAUGAUAUUUUGAUUAAAUAUCAGAUCAAAAUAUUAUAAUUUACGUAUAGUAUAUCCUCUUUCAGGCCUCCACAUACCGUCUGAAUGUACAGAUAAUCCCUUCUUUGCUGAUUGUACACUUGUUGUGCGGAGUAAAUUCUGCAACCACAAGUUUUACUCGCAGUUUUGUUGCAAAUCCUGCAUCGGGUCUGGACAGGUGGACCCUAUGAGAACUUUAAACCACCUUGAAAAUGAUUAUUGGAACUAGAUUAGCACAUUUCUCGACUGUAGAUCCCAUGUUUUUGCAAGUCAUAAAUAUGGUGCCAAUCGUCUAUACUCCUUCUAAAUUCACUUAGCUAGAAAUACUUAUUGCUUAUGCGUUAUAAUAAAAUCUAUUAUCGUUUUAAUUUUAUUUAUUUAAUUGGAAUAGCGCAGAGUUGUUUACAAUUACUCAUUAUACUGAGAACUGAGCUAAGUUUAUCAAAAUCAAUUUUUUAUCAGUGAGCACUCAACGAUCCUCCCUACGUCAGCUAACAGAAAGUCACAAACCUGUUAAUAAAAUUGUUAAUCAAUGUCAGUAAAACUUAUCAUAAAAAAUAUACAUUGAAUGAUUUUACAAUAAACUAGAUGAAUUAACAAAAAAAAACUACUUCUAGUAUGUUGAUAUAAGAUAAUAAUUAUACAUUAUAAUAUUGCUAGUUAACACUGAGGAAAACGCUUUUAACAAAUAUGAUUAGCAUUUAUUAAUAACAUUUGAUAUUAAUCAAACGGAAGAGAUAAUACGCGUCAAUUUUACUAAACACAAUGUUCAGUUCAAUUUAAGUUACGUCUCUUGUAGUUGCACCUUUUGUUUAAAUAUAUUUUAAUAACAGUGAGGUAAUACAUGAGAGUGUAUCAUGAAAAGGACUGUAUCAGGAUUAGUGUUCUUCAUAGCUAUAAUUAUACACAAUUCUCAGACUAAGGAAACAGAUUCCGUAAAUGAUGAAAAGGAUAAAAUUUACUUCGAGGAACUUCGAGGUUAUAAAUACUCUACUGAAGCUGCAGUAGAGGCAAAUAUGUAUACACUGGUAGGAGAUGGUGCUUUUGUGUUUCCUUCUGAAUUAAGGACGUUGGAAAAUAGCAUUGACUCCACUUCUACAACACAGGCGGAUAUAGAUUACACAGAUCCACAAAGGAAUGUUAAGUUCUGCGAGACAACAGCUUACGGCUGCUGUUCGGACGGUGAGACUCCAGCGCAUGGACCUCAGAACGAAGGCUGCUGUUUGCGAUCCAGAUUCGGUUGCUGUCCUGAUAACUAUACGCCGGCUGAAGGACCGCAUCUUGAAGGUUGUAGCUGUAUGAAUGCCCACUUUGGAUGCUGCCCAGAUAAUGUAACAAUCGCUGGAGGAACUAAAUACGAGGGUUGUGGCUGUCAAUACUCUCUGCAUGGCUGCUGCCCUGACAAGCUCACUCCAGCCACUGGUGUAGACUUUGAAGGUUGUGGAUGCCAUACGUAUCAGUUUGGAUGUUGUCCUGACGGUAUCACCAUCGCCAUAUGGCCAUAUCUACUGAACUGUUUCUGCCAAGAAACUAUAUACGGCUGCUGUGGAGAUGCUGUCACCGAGGCUAAAGGACCGAAUAAAGAAGGAUGCGAUUGUUCUAGUAGCAAAUAUGGAUGCGAUGCUGAUGGUAUUACUGAGGCUGGUGUCUACGAGUUUCAAAAUAAUACAGUCAUACUAAAUAUAAAUGAAGAUGAAUGUAACCUCUCGCUGGAGCGUGGUUCGUGUGCUGGUAACUUUAUCCGCUGGGGCUACGAUCCCAACUCGCGUCGCUGCUCUCAGUUCAUUUGGGGAGGUUGUGGUGGUAAUACCAACAGAUUCAACUCAGAAGCCGCCUGCAUGCAUCGGUGCAACCCUCCAGGCGCUCUACAAGCGGAAUGCAUUCUUCCACAAGAGGCAGGCAACUGCACUGAAAAGCGGCCAGUCUGGUCUUUCAGUCAGACUAGCAACAAAUGCGUGCCCUUCCAUUACACAGGCUGUGGAGGCAACGUUAAUCGAUUUAACAGUGAAAAAGAGUGCGCCAGCGCAUGUCCAAAACAGAAGGAAGACAUAUGCACUCUUCCUCUUCUAUAUGAAAAAUGUGAUCACUGUGACCCGCGUUGGUUUUAUGACAUGACGACUAGAAGGUGUAGAAUCUUUUUCGGAAAUGGUAGAAAUGCAAACAAUUUUGACAAUAAAGAAACGUGCAUGAAUCAAUGUGAAGAAAAAUUCGAGGUAGAAAUUGUGCCUCCCGAGAUAGAAAAGCCCAGCGUCUGUUACCUGGAACUAAAUAGUGGACCCUGCUCUGAUACCAUAAAUCGCUGGGGUUAUGAUACUCAGAGAGAUGCCUGUGUGCAGUUCCAAUACGGAGGUUGUGGGGGCAACAAGAAUAACUUCCCAUCAAAGGAGAUGUGCCAUCGCCAAUGCAUGUUGCAAGAUAUAUGCAAACUACCUAAAGUCAAAACUUCUUGUAAUAGUAGUGGCAGUGAGUGGUUUUAUGAUGUAGCUUCUGACUCCUGCACCCUUUUUGGUAAAAAUAUUUGUGGAAACAAUGAAAAUAGUUUCAAAACAUUGCUGGAUUGCGAACGUCGGUGCAAAAAAGGAACAUUUGUUGAACUUGAGUACAUAGUCGAAUUUCCGCGUUUUAUAGCGAGUAUUUGCGAGAUAUCCUCCAAUCUAGAGGAGUGUAAGAAACCUGGCAAGGUUUGGUACUUCAAUGUGACUAACGGGACUUGUGUUUCCUUUGACAAUGCAGACUCUGGACGCUCAUGUAGGAUCACAGCUACGUUUGCUUCUGAAGAAGGUUGUCAGAGAGAAUGUGGAUUUUACCAAGAUAUAAAUGUUUGCAGCUAUCCAAAGGACUCGGGGCCGUGUCAUGAGGCUGUAGAAAAAGUAUACUAUAAUUCAGAAAAGGCUCGAUGCGAAAACUUUACUUAUGGCGGAUGCCGCGGCAGUCCUAAUCGCUUCUCUAGUAUUGAGGAGUGUAACUAUAUAUGUAGACCACAUGCAAAUCCUUGUCAGCUAAAUCCUGAUGUAGGGGGUUGUACGGACCAAAUCGCUCAAUGGUACUAUAACGAAAUUGAAGAUAAAUGUUUUAAAUUUAUUUACAGUGGAUGCAAAGGAAAUAGUAACAGGUUCCAAACACAAGAAGAUUGUGAAAAAAAAUGUCUUCAUAACGAAUUACGCGCUUUUUUGUGAAGUAACGGACUUGUCACUUGCGAUGAUAAAAAAUUGCUGCGUAAAAUGCUGUUAAUUUAUAUUACAAACUUACGAUUUUUUUUAACAUAGCCUGCUUAAAUACGA